Messenger RNA from Telopea speciosissima, 1181 nucleotides. Its product is annotated as protein NDL2-like. The transcript has 11 exons. The record is from RefSeq and is a predicted model, not a curated record. NCBI's taxonomy places the organism in Eukaryota, Viridiplantae, Streptophyta, Magnoliopsida, Proteales, Proteaceae. The coding region runs from base 78 to 1139 and encodes 353 amino acids.
UGUUCUAUCGUCUCUUGAAGUAUUUAAUUUGUGAUAUAAAAUUUCAUUGCUGUGUUAACGGUGGAGAGGGAGGAAUCAUGGGUGAUUCAAGCGACUCUGUUUCUAUUGAUAUUGAGAUGAUAUCUUUAGGAGGGAAGGAAUGUUUGGUCGAGACAAGUAAAGGUUCCAUCUCUGUUUUCGUUUGUGGGGAUAAAGAAAAGCCUGCUCUAAUUACAUACUCAGAUGUUGCUCUCAAUUCUAUGGCUUGCUUUCAAGGUCUCUUCUUUUGCCCAGAAGCAGCUUCAUUGUUGCUUCACAAUUUCUGCAUUUACCACAUUGAGGCCCCUGGGCACGAGUUAGGAGCAGCUACCAUUUCUGCAGAUGCUCCCUUGCUUAGUGUAGACGACCUUGCUGACCAGGUUGCUGAAGUGCUCGACCUUUUCGGGCUCAAAGAGGUUUUAUGCUUGGGUGCAACUGCUGGGGCAUACAUCCUUACACUCUUUGCAAUGAAAUACAAGGAAUGUGUUCUUGGGUUAAUCCUUGUUUCCCCACUUUGCAGAAAACCUUCAUGGAAAGAAUGGCUAUAUAACAAGGUGAUGUUGAACUUGCUCUACUUCUAUGGUAUGAGUGGUUUAUUGAAGGAGUGUCUUCUCCAGCGUUACUUCAGUAAGGAAAGUAGGAGUGAUAUGCAUGGUGCUGAAUCUGACAUAGUACAAUCUUGCCGAAGGUUACUGGAUGAAAGACAAAGUUCAAAUGUCUUGCGCUUUCUUCAAGCUAUUAACGAGAGGCACGAUCUUACUGAUGGCUUGAAAAAAUUAAAAUGCAAGACACUCAUUUUUGUGGGUGAAGACAGUGUGUUUCACUCCGAGGCCCUCCACAUGAGCACUAACAUGGACAAGAGAAGCAAUGCUUUUAUCGAGGUUGAAGCAUGUGGCUCACUGGUUACAGAGGAAGAUCCAUAUGCCAUGCUGAUCCCUCUUGAGUUCUUUUUAAUGGGUUUUGGGUACCAUAGGGAGCCACCUCCUACAUCAUUGUCAAGUCAAGGCUCAACCCUUACCAGCAUCUCCAGCCAUUGGUGCAUAGAGCCAGAGCUCCUGUCACCAGAGAGUCUAGGAGUCAAACUCAAACCUAUCAAGACCCGCGUCGCACUUGAAGUUUGACAUGAAAAGGACAUAUUUGUUCAAUGCGCGCAACUUCAUUAG